AUACUAGUCAGGCAAUUGAAAGCGACAUCGCGGAAUGGCGGCAUCAUGAAAAACUACGUUCGCCAAGUUUGCACGUGAGGUGCCACGGUUUCAACUGGAACUCAUGAGUAUUUCGAUACGACGCAUCGAAUGCUACGGCAAAUAUAAACGGCAAUAACACGCUGCAAUGGAGGACCUAAAGGCAAUGCUGAACUUUGACGGAGCGUCGGUUCAGCGCAAAGCCGUGAAAAAGAUUUCCGAGCGGAUUACCCUCAGCGUGGCGCCUGGACAACCGCUUGCAGCGGACAGCACUAAAAAACCUGCAGAGUUCGACUUGCUGCUUGAAAGCUGUUGCCACAGCAACUCUGUAGUGAGCCACGACUGCUGUGAAGCUUUGCUUGCGCUUGUCGUGAAUGGCCACCUGGACUGGAAGUUUGCCAUUACUCAGCUACUAGGAGCACUCUAUGCAUCCAAAAACAACACGGGUGCUGCCAUCUUGGUCAUAGGAAAGCUUCUCCAAACUCAAAUGCAAGGAGAAAUACAAGCAAAGGCAAAGUACAAGUGUCCGUUUGCACUUCGGAGCCCCACACAUCCACUUGUGCUUGUUCUCCGAGAAAAGCCGGAUUCUUGGAGAUCCGUGCUGGAAGUGGUCCAGCUUUCGUUCGACGAACAUCAGGGAUGGGAGACAUUUGAGAUGCUCUCGCCACUCUUUGACUAUGUGCUGCUCAGUCCGCUAUGGCCCUUGGAGCAUGCUGCUUUGCGGAUGGGGCUCUUCAGGAUAAUCGGUGGUCCGAAAUUCUGCCACCAGCAAGAGGCCUUUCUGAGGGCGUCCCUGCAGUGGCUACCUUUGACGGAUGCUGCAGAACUUGCUCAGGUUGUGGCGAUACUUGAAGAGCUUUGUCCACUGGUGGAGCUUCACUAUCCUAAUUUAUGUGGCUGGUGUGCUACAUACACGCUGUCAGUCUGUCUUCACGCUCACCAACAUCAAGUCACUUGCCUCAUGUUGCUGCGUCAGGUGCAAAGGCUCUGCGAGGCGUCGAAGGAGUGUGACUUUUUGACAGAUGUUUGCAUUGUUGUGCUAUCUGUCUUCCUGACAAAAGCUUCGCUGCCAUACAUCGGAAGGCUUCUUCACAUAUGUGACGUUCUGCUGAAGCAGAAUGCUGGCUCCUCACUGGUUGCUUGGGUUCUCACCUUGCCGUUGGCACAACUGGUGGUUCAGCCUCCAGACUCCGGUCCUUCCGCCGGACAGAGGUCGAGACUCCAAGCAAGCGCUGUGGCACUCCUCAAACAGAUGGAAGCAUUUGAUCCGGAAGAUUCCAAGAAGCGGCCCUUAUUGCCGCACCGGUUUCGCGCUCCGCUAACGAACCUUGGUGGAACUUGCGAGCUUCUCUGCGAUGCCAUGCUGGUUGCCAAGGUCCUCUACGAGUACAAUCAGUUGGACUGUGAGAGACGCGAACCAUUCAUCAAGACCCUCGGUGGAAUGCACCGUUCGAGAGAACACCCAAAUUUCCUUAUCGCCUUGACUGCAUCGGCUAUUGUCACAUCGACCGAGGACGCCGGCGUGGUUGGUGCUGCCUUGGGCGUCAUUUUGAGCACCAUUUCUGCAACCGUCGAGUUGGGAACGUCCGUCUUUCCUCUGAUGCUGUACAAGCUGGGCAGAUGCAGGGCCCCCGACACAAUCUUAGUUCUCCUCAAAAGCCUCCCCAAGACUGCCGUCCACAAAUACUGCAUCCCACCGCUGUACAAUGCCUUGCAAGCCCUGUCUGCCAACCCUGUGCUGAAGGCGUGCUGCAUCGCCAGCAUGGCCCAGCUUUACGCCAAGCAGCCGCAAAGCUUCCCCCUCCUGCUCAAGGCGCUGCGCGAAGAAGAAGAGGACUCGUGCUACGACGACGUGCUGCUCGCAAAGGCGGCUGCCAUCGGCGACGUCAUCAAACACGACCCCUCGAUGCAUGGCGUGGACAUGCUGGGUCCGCUUUCCCUGAUUGUGAGCAAGCACAGCAAGUACCACCAGUCUGCUGCUGUGGUGCUUGCAUUGCAAGGCAUCUACAACCUCUGCAAGUCCGAGGUGAUAGAUGUGAAGACAACCUUAGCAGCGAUUGUCCCCAAGCUAUGGAGGGACGAAAGGCCCCAAGUGCUGAGAAGCCUUUACCACCUGAUGUCCGUGGUGCCCGUGCUGUCGGUGCCUUCCAUCGAGUACGAGAAGUUUGAGAUGGAGACGGCAGCCAAACUCUGGAAGGUCGUCGACAAAGUCAACGAACCGGCGACCACUGGUGGGGCCUACAGGGCCCUGGCUGCUUUUUCGACCUCCUGCCACACGCUCAAGGUUCUACCCGAUGCCGCCAAAAAGAACCUGAAGAUCCCAGCAUCUAAAAUAUCAACACCAAUGGACCUCGGACGAAAUCCCGAAGAUGUGCUGAACUACGCGCCGGGCUAUUGUUUCAUUGAUUUACUGCAAAGCAUAGAGGAUCCUGGAAUCCUGAAAGACUACGUGGAGUUCCUGUCGGCAUUACUGCGAAGCGAAGUGAACUCGAUGCCACGCUCUGCGUACUCGACGCUACAUCUUCGAUUGAGGCCCGACACGAAGGACAGAAACCUGAAGGCAGCGCCGCAACUGCUUUGCUCACUGUAUGAAGGAAACCGACACCCAAGCAUCCAGAGCAGCAUUGCAAUUGGAACGCUGCUGACUUACGAACCGCCCCUCCAGUGUGAUUCUGCUGGGAACCCAACAAAGGAUGCCCUCAUAAACCAGAACAGAUUCUACAAGCACCUGUUGGGCUCCCUCCUUCAGGACGUUCCCCUGGAUGCGAACGACUGGUAUCGGUCCUUCCUGGUCCCUUCGGCGUGGUGCCUUUUUAUGGAGCGUGCGUUCAGGGCAGCAGAGGAAAGCCGCAGGGCAGAGCUGGAGUACCUGCGGUCCCAUGGGAAACUGCCCGGCACUGCAGAAGAGGUUGCAGCCCGUCUCGGCACAUGCUGGCUCUGGGCAAGGGAUAUGUUGACUGAUGCUAUCAGGAAAAGCUGCAUAGGCCGAGCUUCUCUGCAAGGCAAUGCUCUGCUGGCUCUCUCAGCAUUGCUGGUCACGGUGAUGGAGUAUUACAACGGACUCGACACAGCCUCUAAGCAGCACGCUUCGCACGCAUCCGACCACGUUAGUCCGACGGAUUGGACCAAUGCCGGCUUGGAGAUUGUGUCCGCCUGCCUGAACGACAAGCUAGACUACCGUGGGAACAUGUUUGAGUGGAUCUUCAAGAACUCGACCAAGGCAGGUUCAAGCGCGGCGUCUUUGCUGCGCGGGUGUGCGGCCGUAAGUACGCGCUGGAUCCUGCCUUACCUGCACCAGAAGGACCCCAAGGCCCUGUCAAUACUGCUUGAGCAGAUGAUGAACCACCUGAACACCGAGCAGUCUAAGACCACCCAGCUCUUUGUGGGCAUAGGCCUUGGCUCCUUUGUUCAAGCUGCUGCCAGGGAGGGCAUUCUCGAGACCUCCGAAGGGACCGGGGGGAAAGGGCUCGUGGCGUACCUGACCAAAAACCUGACAGCAGCCUGCUUUGCAGGCGAGGACAGCGAACCGAGGGUGGGCGACCUUGUCUGCCUCACUCUCUGCCUUUCGGGCCUGAGCCAGGCGAGGGACGAGGACCUCAAGAACACGGUCCUCAAGGCGUGCGCCCAGUUCUGCGAGCUCCUCCACACCAUGGACUCGAGGUCUUGUUCGUUUGAGGUUCACUGCCUCUGCACCAGCAUUCUGAUCUGCAGCGCAGCGUCGACGCUCUUGACGAUCGAGAACGUCGAGGAGCUUUUCCUCUGGUUUGAGAAGCGGCGCCAGGAGCAUCCUCAGUGCGCAGGAACGUCCAUGUCCCUGGGACUCCUGGUCCACACGAUGGUUGGGAUGAACCAUUCCAAGGGAGAAAUCUUGCACAGUUCUCUCCUGAGCCACUGGCUUUCAGUUGUGGCUUCUGAGAGCCAGCCGACUUUGUCUCGGCUUGCAGCCAUCAAGGGGUUGUGUGUCCUGCUGACUGGAGGUCGAGUUUUGCUUAUGAACAUGGAAGAGCCAUCGGCGAACACAACCAAGGGCCUGAAGCAGGCGUCCGAGUUGCUCACCAGCCUCCUGAACGUCUCCAAGGACACGGGCUUAAUGAACUGUUCGGCCUGGAUUCUGGGACAGCUGCACAUUGCACUGAGCGGUCAGACGCAGUCUACGUCUUCAGUUCCGGCAAGCUAUGCCUACCUGAGCGAUCAAAGUGUCCUGAGGCCCCUAACAAACUUUGUGUCUGCAGCCACGAAGUCAGGCUUGGUGAAUGCCCACGUGUUUGCGUGCCUGCGUGCCCUGAACCAAGACUUUCCGCGUGCCCUGCCACCGUUUAACUGGACUUCCUUGCUGACUCCCAUCCUCAAGGACACCGACGACGCGGACCUGGCCACGCUGAUACUGGGCGUUGCCGUGCGCAAUGGCGUGUCUUCCCUUUCCAUGGGCUCAUUCUUGGCUUCCUGCGCAUCUCUCCCCGUACUCCACACACUCUUGCCUGAAUGUGUGGACCUUCUGGUGUCAGCUCUCAGCACUGUUGUGAGGGUGGUUCCGUCAAGCAAGCUACGGCCUUUCCUGAAACUCGUGGCGAUCAGGGCCGCCUCCUCCAGCCAAGGUGCAGAGGUCGCCGUCAAGGGUCUGAAAGAGGUGCUCCAGUCUUCGGACCUCCAGCCAAGUACGACGCUGUUGGUCUGCGAGACAGUGGUGGAAUUGUUUUCCAGGCUGGAGAAUUCCUUCCGAGCUUUCUUGGGAAACAGUCGCUCGGAAGUGCUGGCCGACUGCUUUGUGCUGCUGCCUGAAAGCGCCCAAGCCACCUUGUUGGACGGAACGAAGUCUCUGACCCUCAUGAUAUACCUCCACUGCCAGUUGUUCAGAAAGGGCAAGCGGAGCAUCGGGUCUAUCUGCAACCCGUUCACUGCAGCCUGCAGCCUGCCUCAGGGAGAAAGAGCAGAUGUUCUUCGGAUGCUGUUAACGUGUCUGGACCUUGAGAGCUCCGAAGCCGGUGCGACGUCGGACGUUAUCGGGUGGUUUGCCGACUGCUUGAUGGCCGUCAAAGAAACCACCCAGUCACCUAGUCUAGACGUGGCGUUGCUGAGAUUCCAGCUCCAGCUUGUUUCGCUGUUUUCAAUCGCUUUUGGAGGCCUCUACAUCCGGCAGAAUGCUGUCGAGCAGUCCGAUUUAGCCAGUGUCCUGUUGCUUCUCCUGCCAAGGGCGCUAAGAUGUCUGCUCAGACUUCCCAAAUGGGAGGGUAUCAAUCAAGUGGUGCUGGAAUGGCUCGUGGGCCUCGUGAACGAGCCUAUCCCACAAGAAUUCAAGGACCUGCUUCUGGGAUCUGUCUGUUCCUUGCGCUCCGUGGACCAGUUUAAGUCUCCGUCAUUGUGGGCACGGGCCGUGCCACACGUGGGACUUUGCUAGGACCAUUUCUGCUGCGGAAAGUUUUCUCUUUUUACUAAAAGUGUGCGAACCUUGUUAUGCAA
Ixodes scapularis (black-legged tick) is the source of this 5475-nucleotide messenger RNA. RefSeq names its product focadhesin. Gene Ontology annotation, biological process: regulation of post-transcriptional gene silencing. The record is from RefSeq and is a predicted model, not a curated record. Lineage: Eukaryota; Metazoa; Arthropoda; Arachnida; Ixodida; Ixodidae. Bases 167 to 5413 code for a protein of 1748 amino acids. The transcript is spliced from 36 exons.